Laccaria bicolor S238N-H82 is the source of this 1566-nucleotide messenger RNA. RefSeq lists its product as uncharacterized. Lineage: Eukaryota; Fungi; Basidiomycota; Agaricomycetes; Agaricales; Hydnangiaceae. The transcript is spliced from 7 exons. The record is from RefSeq and is a predicted model, not a curated record. Bases 1 to 1566 code for a protein of 521 amino acids.
AUGCCUGGUAAAGCUAGACGCAACCGCUCUCCCUUGACGCAACCGCUCUCUGUCAGUCCUCGAGGCUGUUGCAAACUCCGACUCGCGCUAACAGCUCUCGAGCCGUCGAGUGACCAAUUUCCUGGCUCACGAACUAAUUCUAUGGGUACCACUUCCAACCUGUGCCUACCAACUUUCAUGAUACUGGCAUCCAAAGCCCCUUUGCCACCUUGCAUCAUCUUCAUCAGCUACCCCGUGUCUGCCUCCCCGCAAGAUACGGUGCCUACCAAUGCAAAUACGCUGACGACGACAAGGACUGCGAGUUCAAACCUGCAGCUGUCGACGUUGUUGACGGAGACAUAUACGGAGAACGAGGCGUUGAAGAAGAAAUUGACGAAUACGAGGAAACACGCGGAAAAGGCUGAGCGGCUGUUGCAAACGCUAACGGAUGCGUCGUCGUCGUCGCCCUCGUCCGAAUCGUCGGCGAAGUGCGUUAUUAUCGAGUAUGAGGAUCGAGUACAGAGGGCGGAGAUAGCAAGGGACGAAGCGGAGUCAAGGAGAAGGGCCGUCUUGGAGAAUUGGACGCAACUCGAUCGUUGGCUGCAGUUCUUCAUCAACCACGACAACAUCCCGCAGAGCACGCACGCCAAGCUUAGAAAGCAAAUACACCCACCCACCAUCAAAACGAUCCCACGGGAAUGGAGAACCGAGGAUGUCUUAUUCCGACUUGAGUCAUCAUGUCCCCCGGCGAUCACCACAAACCGCACCCACACACCCUCCCUUCGUCACAUUCACAUCUCCAUUGCCAUCAACAACACCAUCCCCAUCAUGCGCUUUCGUGUAGACCCCAUUCAAGGUCUUCAAGUCGCUCUAGCAGCGCUUCAUUGGACAUUGAUGAGAUGCUCUUUGAAGCCACUACAGCCGACGCCAUCAACGGCAUCGCUGCGAAUCAACGACCACAACAACCACCGCAUAUGGCGAGUCUUCCUUUACCAACUACAACCGCAUCUCAAAAUGGGUCCCCGCAUCUGUAGAGCCACCACUCACGAAGACACGCCGAGGAGGGGUAGUAGCAGCAGGCGCGUACACGUUUACGAGGGUCAACAAGCACAAGAGGGGCUGGGCCCAAUCAACGCACCGAUCGUCGCACCGCCCGCCCAAGUCUUCCCAGCCACAAACGCCCAAGGCCAGAGGAUCUGCAGACAAUGCGGUUUCCCAAGACGGUAUAAAGACAACAAGUGCAUUGAAAAAUGGGGCCCUGGGCCGAUGGGUCCUAGGACUGUUUGCGAUCAGUGCUUUAGACACCUAAGGAAUCUUACCAUCUCCGCAUCGCUCCCAUUCAUCCAAUCGUUCGUUGCCAACAUAUCCACGGACCAACUAGACACCUUUGUCUGCCUUUCACCUCCUGAACCAGGAUUUGACAUGAAACUCUUGGUUGAGGACUUUGUUUCGCGCUGGUCUAGCUCCUUACGAUGUUUCGGGCUCAGAUUAACACCAGAGGACGCGGAGGCGGAAGAGUUACCUCUCGACACAUUAAAGCCUUUAUUCCCUUUACACAACCUCUGCACGCUCAGUCUACGUGGAUAA